Molecule: messenger RNA, 1805 nt
Organism: Ostrinia nubilalis (European corn borer)
Lineage: Eukaryota; Metazoa; Arthropoda; Insecta; Lepidoptera; Crambidae
Exons: 6
Coding region: 116-1717 (533 amino acids)
Biological process (GO): cell surface receptor protein tyrosine kinase signaling pathway; intracellular signal transduction
Source: RefSeq, a predicted model, not a curated record
CGGAGUAGGGUCCCAUACGUGCCCAGACGACGUAGUUUGAAAUAAGUCAGUGACUGUGCUCACAUUGAGCGUUGAAUCAAUAAAUAAAUAAUAAUAUAGAGCGAAUGAAGACAUCAUGGAAAGAAACAAAUGUGUAAAAGCCGAAGAUUUGGACAUUAAUAGUGUUGUGGAACUGUUGGAGAAAUGGGACUUGGCCGAGUUUGUGGACUUCGUGAAAGACAGGCGGAUUGACGGGCGGAAAUUAUUGGAUGUCACUGAGGGAAUUGUUAAAUUAUGGCAGCCCAAAGUAAACGCGAAGAAAUUCAUAUUAUUCAUUGAAAAUUUCAAACUCAAUCCUGAAAAGUAUCUUGGUGGAAUUAAUGUCACAAAAGAUAGGAGAGAAAUGGACGCUGCUACUUCAGUGGCUUCCAUCGAAAGUCAGUAUCAAACUGUUAAAAAAGUCAAAACAGAGACGACAGCAAAUUUUACAAACGUUGAAGAGUUACUUAAGAAGAUAGUACCUGCAAAGAGUUUUCUAUACAGAAAUCAGCAGAGAAAAACAGAUAAAACCGUUCCAUCCUAUGUCCCGAUGGAUGGCACCAGAAAACCUAGAAAAUUCUUCAGAUUGAGCUCUUACGAAUACCCAAACUUUGAUUUGCUCUCAAUAUUUUCAAGACAAGAAAACGUGGAGGACAGAGGAUACUAUUCAGUCAAAAGUAACACUAGGUAUUACAUCCAGAAGACGUACAGAAAACAAGAUACGAGAACCAAAUAUAAAUCGUUGCAAACACCUGAAGAAUUGAGUGCGAAAUUACCAGAAGACCAUUUCUAUGAAGACUUAUGCUAUAAUGAAGUGACUACUGUUGAAAAGAAUAAAACGAACCCUCUGAAUCAAGCCAGCAAUGUAAAACCAUGCCUGGUCAAAUUGCAAGAACUAUUUCAAUCCUUCAAAAUGCCCUUUUCUAAGAAGCCUGAAAUAACAGAAGGAGUUGCUAAAGCUGAAGUAGUAGAAAAAGAAAGAGAAGCCAACGUGUAUGAAAAUGCUGAAAGCAUUUCCAAUAUGUACGAUUCAGUGCACGUCAAACCGCUCAGUGAAAUAGAUGAUAAGGACAACAAACAAGGCAAGCUCCCAGUAGAAGACUAUUUGGAGCCGGUGCAGCUCAGCAAAGAGUAUUGCGACGUGGCGCCCCAGAGGGACGACUCGCUGCUCGGGUACAUCAUGAGCAUAUUCGACACGCGCUUCGGCUUUAGACGAGAAACGAGCGAAGCGAAUCAAUCCGACGAAUCCGAACAUGAGGACGACAAGAAUAAUCCGCUGGAGAAAACGGAAGUGCGAGCGGAGAAGCACAACAUGGCGGAUCGGCCGCUUCCGGUGCCGGUGGAGAACGAGCCUUACUACAUGAACGUGGAGCGGACUGAAGCGGAGAACUUGCUGAGGGGUCAGCCCGACGGGACGUUUAUAUUAAGACCUUCAAGUCAGCCCAACCACGCGUACACGCUAACCGUGUCAUGCGCGAACGCAGUUCACAACGUGGGUGUGCGCCGGCGCCCCGACGGCCGGCUGGCUUUGGGCUACGCUCGGCGUGGGGAACGAAGCUUCGCCAGUGUGCCCUCGCUGCUGAGGCAUCAUAGGAGACGGCGGUUGCUGCUGGUGGCUGCUGGCGGAGUUAUAGGAGCGACCACGUUGAAUGAAACCCCGCAUUAUUACCAGACUCCUAGCAACAUUCCGGUUACUUAGUCCAUUAUUCAUAGGAGCGACCAUAUUCGCCGUUCACGACACGCCUUACCACUGCGAUAUUCUUAUCACUACAUCAUUUACGAAAAGU